This is a messenger RNA of Pichia kudriavzevii, 2238 nucleotides long. RefSeq lists its product as uncharacterized. Gene Ontology annotation, cellular component: cytoplasm. Lineage: Eukaryota; Fungi; Ascomycota; Pichiomycetes; Pichiales; Pichiaceae. The transcript has a single exon. The record is from RefSeq and is a predicted model, not a curated record. Gene Ontology annotation, molecular function: metal ion binding; glycerophospholipase activity. Bases 1 to 2238 code for a protein of 745 amino acids.
AUGUACCUCAUAAGAAAACCAGCUCAAUCAUCGGUUAGGUUCUCUUUCAAUUCAGCUAAAAGGUUUUACAGCGAUGUUAAAAUUACCCCGGAAGUUCGUAAAGUGAAACCACGGUGGUUUUACGCCACCGAUAUUCCCAACACAAAACCGUUUGGCAUAGAGUAUCAGUUGAAAAAGAGGCCUACCAAGUUUCUACCAUUCACGUCAUCAGACUCAGAUAGAAUAGAGGAAGCGUUUAUAAAAUUUCAAGCUAAGCUGCCAGAAAGUAGAAGGUUUGUGAAUGUCCACGAAGAUGGAAUGUUCUCUGUCGAUUUAAUGAAUAGGAUUCUCAAGCCUGCUUACUGGGAGGGCUUAACCUAUGAGGUUCGAAGGGGUGUAUGGUUCCUGGAUGAUAAUCUACCGCUACCAGAUUUAUUGUCAGAGCAGAUUGAAGAAUAUUAUGCUAAAUAUAGACCCGACUAUUUUUUGGGCAAAGACAUGGAAAAUCGUAAACAUUCAUUACCUGGGAUAAAAUUGAAGUCAGAAAAAGAGCUAUACACUUUGUACUCGAAGAAGUACCUGGGGGGACCAAGGAAGUGGCCAUAUAAGGAGUUUGACGAUCUGAGUGAGGUUCCCAAGACACUGCAUUUUAAAUCAGAAAAUGAAGCGUUGUUGAUUAACGAAGGGAAGCUUUUGCCGGAUAUGAUUGUUGAAAGCUUUAAAGGAUAUUCUAGUAUCUUUGGUAUGUAUUCCAUAAAAAGAGGUUAUGAGAAGAAAAAGAACUUAGCUGAUGAGAAUACCAACAAGAAGUCAGAAACACCCUCCAAUUCGGCUAUUUCACAUAAGAUCGAAAAAAUUGGCGAGGAGCUUGAGCUUGACGAGCUGUCCAGCGAUAUAAAUGUGAAGUUGCAGCAAAUAAUAGAGAAGGACUAUAGUAAUGAGACUGUCAAAAUCGAAAACAGCAAAGAUAGAGAGAUUGACCAUUUAGUCCUUUGUGUGCAUGGUAUCGGUCAAAGCUUAAGCUCCAAGUCAACAUCUAUCAAUUUUGCACAUGAUUGCAAUCAUCUGCGGAAGCUCUUGAAGGAAGAGUUCAUCAAGAAAUCCUCUUACUUUGUGCCUUUGGCAUAUGGCAGAGAAGCUGGAAAAGACGAAAAACUGAAAAACUGUAAAGUUCAAGUGUUGCCAAUUAUUUGGAGAUACGAUAUAGACUUUGGUUUGGACAAGCUAUAUGAAGAAUUUGAUUCAAAUGGUGACUAUAGAUUACCUAGGUUAUCUGAUAUAAACAUCAAUUCUGUUACACCAUUAAGAAAUAUAGCAGCUGAUGUUGUGCUCGAUGUUCUGUUGUUCUAUGAACCUAAGUUCCAUGCCAAAAUUUUAGAGAGUGUCAUCAAGUCAGCAAACAAAAUAUACGAUAAGUAUUUGGAAAACCAUCCUAAUUUCAAAGGAAAAGUGUCUAUAUUAGGCCAUUCUCUUGGGUCAGCUAUAACACUUGAUAUUUUAAGUCAACAACCUGACACAAUACCUAAGGGUAAGGAUUUCAAUCCACAGAAGCAUCUCAAGUUUGAUGUUGAAAACUUCUUUGCAAUAGGAUCACCAAAUGGGGUAUUUAAAUUUAUCAAAAGAGAAAAUAUCCAUCCAAGGAGAAUGAGGGAAAACAGGUCUGGGAACGCACCAGAGGCUGGUGUUGUUUAUCCAAAGGUGGAGAACCUUUAUAACAUUUUCUAUGCCACAGAUUUAGUUGCGUAUCGUAUCGAGCCAAUUAUCCAUUCAUCUAUGAAUAGAGUUAAGCCCAAACAGUACCACAGCUUACCAGAGGAUAACAUGAUUACAAACAAAUUGAAGGAUAUAUCCAAAGCAUCUACUGGUCUAUUAUCGAAUUCAGUUGUUAAGAAAAUUGUAAGCAACACUACCGGAUGGAAAGAUUUGAAAGUUCCUGAUCCUACUGAAGCUUUUAAGGAAACUGAAACAAGCGUCCAUGCUAGUGAGCAUGUGAAAGAACUCAUGUUUGGACUAAAUAAAAACGGGCGUGUCGAUUACAUGCUUCCGCAAAGUAUGUUCGAUAUAGAUAUGAUUAGCGCCAUUGGCUCUCAUGUACAGUAUUUUGAAGAUGCUGAUGUUGCCGAUUUCCUACUCAGUGAGCUUUGGAAGAAGCCUCCAGCUACUAGGAAGAAAGAUCUAAUUGGUGUAUUGGCUGACCAACAAGAGGAGGAUGAACAUCCAAAGAGUGAAAGCCAGGCGGGUCAAGGGGAAAGACACUAG